AUGGCUUCAACACCGGGCGGCGACACGCAGCUGCCGAGCAUCGCCUUCAGCCGAGAGCCCGUCGCCGGCAAGGCCAUCGCACCGAAUGGCUCAACCAUCGGGCUCGACGCCAAGACACCCGGCCAUGUCCCCGCGAGCGAUGCCAAAACUCCACCGCCCGCCCCGCCGCAAGCUUCCGACUCCCUCGGCACCAGGGCCCUCCAGUUCAUCUCGACCGCGACCCCGGCCACGCUGGCGGGGAUCGCCGUCGCCUUCUCCGCCAUAAUCUACGCCAUACUGGGGAGGCUGGGUCUGCUGCUCAUCGGCGCGCUGGGAGGCGUGACCGCCUUCGCAACCCUCGAGGCGAGGAACCCAGAGAUUGCGAGGGCGGUGCGAGGCGAAAAGGGCCCCGACGUCUUGGACAGGGUCUGGCUCGACCUGCGGACGGCUCAGACCCGGGACGGAGACGGCGCAAACCAAGACCAAGAUACCGUCAAGGCCUUCGAUGACUUUGGUCCCGAGACGCGCGAGGCCCUCGGAGGCCUGGUCGAUGCCGUGAUCCGAGACUACGUCAAGUGGUGGUACAGCCCAAUCGUGCCGACGGAUCGUUCCUUUCCCCUUGCCUGCCGCAAGACGCUCAACGCCUAUCUCCUCGCCAUCUCGAACCGCAUGUCCCGCAAGCGUCCCGCCGAUGCCUUCUUGGACCUGCUGACCAACUGCUCGUCCAUCAUCAUCGUCUUCAUGUCGGAGCUCGCCGCCGCCUACGCAGACCUGCCGCCCGAAACAAACAUGACGGCCGCCGACGCCGUUUAUAACUACCUAGCCUCGCAUCCCGAUUCGCGCCUGGCCAAUCUCCUCAACCAGAGGCAGCAGGCCGCCAAGUUCAAGACCGUCGCAGAGGAUCUGCUCAGCUUCCUCGACCGGAGCGCGCAAAACUGCGACCCUGCCCGCGUCUUCCUGCGCGAGAUCCUGGCAAACUCGGUCCUCGAGACCACGCUGCAGACCUGCAGCAAGGCCGAGUGGAUCAACGGAUGGAUCGUGUACCUGCUCGAGGCCGGAGAGCCGGACCUGAAUCAGGCCAUCGACGUCGGAAUGCAGACUGGCCGUGACACCAGCGAUCACAACGUGUUCGCCGACUUGGAUGGAAACGUCGGUAACAUUGGCAUUGCCAAACCAGGUCGCUCCAGCACGGAGCCCGAGCGCAGCCGACGCAAGGAGUCCAUGGGCCACAAGAAGAAGCUGAGCAAGGCCGACGAGAAGCUAGAGGAGGCGGCGGCAGAGUUGGGGCUGGACCGGUUACCUACGCCGGACGAGGCACACCGGACGGGACAGUCCGCCAUCUUCGGCUCUUCGCCGCCAGGGCAGAGCAAAGAGAGCCUGCCCGAGCUCGAUGUGUCGAGUAAACUCGGUUCGAGCGUCGCUGAAAAGUCGCCCGCUACAAUGGCCUCUGUCGGCAAGACUCCACGAGGCCCAAGGCCGGACGAGUUCUCGACCAGAAGUGAAGCCGAUAACCCGCCGCUGACGCCGCGAUCGAUCAAGGCUUCCUCUAGCGAAGGGUCGUCCUCGCCGAGAAUCAGCGAACAACAAUUCACCAGCUUUGAUCAGAUCGUGUCCCCGGCCCAGGAUGACGCCGGAGAGAACGAAGCGCCCAAGAAGGCCCCCCUGACCCUCCAUAACGCCUCCUUUACCCUGCACGACGACUCGACCGGGGACAGCAGCAAAAUCCGCAGCAAGCCGACCUGGGAUUAUCUGAUUCAGGUGGAACCGUCGUCGGCGGCGUAUCCCGGAUGGAUGAUUGUGCGGAGGUACUCCGACUUUGAGACGCUGCACGAGAUUCUGCGGCGCAUCGCGACCAUCUCGGGCGCUACGGCGUUUACGGAGCUGCACAAGGAGCUGCCAGGCUGGAAGAUCCACACGAGGGAAUCUCUGCGCGGCGAGCUGGAGCGGUACCUGAGGGACGCGUGCUGGUACCAGACCCUGGCCGAGAGCGAGGGCAUGAAGCGGUUCUUGGAAAAGUCCCAGGGGCACACGCAUGGCAGCUCCAAGUCAUUCGGGUGGGAUUCCGUCGGCAAAAACAUGCUCGACGUGCUCAACAUGGGGCCAAAGGGAGCCGUGGAGGGCGGCAAGAACCUGGUCGGCGGCGUGAGCGGCGUCUUCAACAACUUUCCCAGCCUGAGCAGGAAGUCGACCAACCAGUCCAUCGACCUGACCGCGAACUCCAGCCGCCUCUCCAUAUCCGGGCACUCGCCGGCGACGACGGCCAAGUCCCCAGCCCGGUCGGAGCGCGCGAGCAUGGACAGCCAGCGGUCAUCCGUCAUCUCGACGCAGCCGGGCAAGAUGGCGCCGAUGGACCGGCGGCCGAGCCAUCCGUCCCCGGGCGACGGCGACGGCGACGGCGGGAGGGUCGGUCGGGCGGACCGAACCGAGUCGUGGUCGGGCCCGGCCAGCACGCGACCUAGCAGGGAGCACAGCCGGACAUCGAGCCUCGCGCCGCUGCACUCGCCCUCCACGGCCAGCCUGGAAUUCAUGAAGCUGCCUCCGCCGCCCGACGAGAUGGGAGACGACUACGAGGCGUCGGUCAACGGCGAGGAGACCGGGACGAGGGCCGACGAGGGCGCGACGACGCACGCCACCCCGCGCAGCAGCAUGCAGGGCGUCACGUCCCCCGCCGCAGCGGUGCCGGCGACCAACGGCGGAGCCAAGAAGGCUUCCGCCGCGAAGCCGGGCAAGCAGUACUCGCAGAUGUCGGAGCACGAGACGCGGGUGGCGGUGGAGCUCCUGUUCGCCGUCAUCAACGAAAUGUACACGCUGUCGUCGGCGUGGAACAUCCGGCGGACGCUGCUGACGGCGGCCAAGUCGUUCCUGCUGCGACCGGGCAACCCGUCGCUGCUGACGGUGCAGUCGCUGAUCCAGACGUCGGUGCUCGACGCAAACACGUCGGACGCGGGCAUCGCGGCGUCGCUGCGCACGCUGCGCGAGAACACGGUGCCGACCGAGGCGGAGCGCGCGGGGUGGCCGGCCGAGGCGUCGGCCGACGAGAAGGACCGGCUGGCGGUCAAGGCGCGGCGGCUGCUCAUCCAGAGCGGCGUGCCCGCGGCGCUCAUGGGCGUCAUGGGCCAGGCGGCGACGGGGGACGCGCUGGGCAGGGUGUUUGACUGUUUGCAGAUUGAAGAGGUGGCGCGGGGGUUGGUUUUUGGGCUGAUUCUGCAGGCCGUCAGGAUUGUGACGCAUUGA
This is a messenger RNA of Hirsutella rhossiliensis, 3213 nucleotides long. RefSeq names its product PXA domain-containing protein. Gene Ontology annotation, cellular component: intracellular membrane-bounded organelle. The coding region runs from base 1 to 3213 and encodes 1070 amino acids. Gene Ontology annotation, molecular function: phosphatidylinositol binding. The transcript has a single exon. NCBI's taxonomy places the organism in Eukaryota, Fungi, Ascomycota, Sordariomycetes, Hypocreales, Ophiocordycipitaceae. The record is from RefSeq and is a predicted model, not a curated record.